This is a messenger RNA of Micromonas pusilla CCMP1545, 1077 nucleotides long. RefSeq lists its product as uncharacterized. Bases 1 to 1077 code for a protein of 358 amino acids. The transcript has a single exon. NCBI's taxonomy places the organism in Eukaryota, Viridiplantae, Chlorophyta, Mamiellophyceae, Mamiellales, Mamiellaceae. The record is from RefSeq and is a predicted model, not a curated record.
AUGGGAGCGUGCGCCGCCCGCCCGCGUCGGAUCGUCGACGCCGCCGCCGCCCCCGACGACGCGAUCGGCGUGGACGUGGACGCGAACCUCGCGCGCGCGAUACUCGCGAGCGCGCCGUGCCUUCGAACGCGGUCCGCGCUCGCGCAAGUCUCGCGCGCGUUCGCCGCCGCCGCGAGGGACGUCGCGUCCCUGCCCGCGACGCUCGAUCUCGACGGCGCCGACGCCGCGCGCGCGCGCGCCGCGGCGCGGUCGAUCGACGACGCGAUAUUCGCCACCCUCCCGCGCGCGACGCUCGAGAACGUCCUCCGCGCGCGCCCGCUCGAGCUCGAACGACGCGUCGCGCUCUUCGCCGCGUUCUGCGGCCGCGUCGACCUCCUGAAGACGCUCCGUCGCCGCGGCGUCGCGCUCGACGCCGACGUCUGCGCCGCCGCGGCGACCGGCGGGCGCGCGGACGUCCUCGCGUGGCUCGUCGAGCGCGAGGGCGCGGCCGCGGCGUGGGACGUUCGCGUCUGCGCGCUCGCGGCGCGUCACGGCCACCUCGACGUCUUGCAGUACGCGAUAGAGCGCGACUGCCCGUGCGACGCGUCGCACGUCCGCGUCCUCGCGCGCGAAGGGAUGCACACGGACGUCGUCUCGUGUCUCCGCGUGAUGGGCGUGUGGACGAAGGUCCCGGAGCGAGGGAGGGACCUCGUGCGUCGAAAGGCGCUCGCACCGCCGCCGCCGCCGCCGCCGCCGCGGGGGGGAGGGGCGACUUCCACGGGCUCGAGGGGCGUCGCCGCCGGGUCCGGGUCCGCGCCGCCGACGCCGCGGCUCGCGCGGUGGCAGCCCGAGCUCGUGCGCGCGGUCGCGCUCGCGGUCGCGGUCUUCGUCGGCGCCGCGCUGGUCGUCGCCGCGGUGAUCGUCGCGGCGGUGGUGCGCGCGUUCGUGCCCGUCGUCGGCGUCGCCGCCGUCGCCGCCGUCGCCGCGGACGCGGCGGAGUGGCGCGCGGAGACGAUGGCGAACGGCAGCGCGGGGACGGCGGGGGUUGGGACGACGACGGCGACGGCGACGACGGCGGCGGCGACGCGGAGCGUCUGA